AAAGUGCACUGAGGGAUCUGAGAGAGGACACCGAGCAGCUCUGAGACUCUCCGGCUUUCGUUGAAGAAAAAGGAAAGAAAAGAAAAUCCGAAGAUGCGCGUUCAGGUCGUGGCGUGCGCGUGCCUGUGCCUGCUGGUCUUGCUCGGCACGCCGUUGUCGUGCUUUGCGCGCGUUCCCGGCUGCCCCGAAAGCUGCGACAAGUCGGUGUGUCCACCGAUUCCUGCCGACUGCCAGGCUGGGAACGCGCUCGACCGCUGCAACUGCUGUCCCGUGUGCGCGUCGGGCGAGGGCGCGCAGUGUAGCACCCAGAGCGACUGCGCCGAGGGCCUGCGCUGCUCCGUGACCGACGGCGUGGCCUACAGCGCCACCGUGCGAAGGCGCGCGAAGAGCGGCGUGUGCACGUGCGAGAGCACCGAGCCGGUGUGCGGCAGCGACGGAGUGACGUACCGCAACGUGUGCGAGCUGCGCAGGGCGAGCGGGAGCGCGCAGGGUCUCGACCAACCGCCGGUGAUCGUCGUGCAGCGGGGCGCGUGCGGCAGAGGUCACGAUGGGAAUCCUGACAGCCCGCGUCACAGAUACAACUUCAUCGCCGACGUGGUGGAGAAGAUCGCACCAGCUGUGGUCCAUAUUGAACUCUACCGCAAGAUGGUGUUCACUAAGCGGGAGAUGGCAGUGGCUAGCGGCUCAGGCUUCGUCGUAUCCGAAGACGGUCUGAUCGUCACCAACGCUCACGUCGUGGCCAACAAACACCGAGUCAAAGUGGAGCUCAAGUCAGGAGCCACAUACGACGCUAAAAUCAAAGACGUGGACGAGAAAGCUGACAUCGCCCUCAUCAAGAUCGACACUCCAGUGAAGCUUCCAGUACUGUUGCUGGGCAGCUCGGCUGAUCUGAGGCCUGGCGAGUUUGUGGUCGCCAUCGGCAGCCCCUUCUCCCUCCAGAACACUGUGACAACGGGAAUCGUGAGCACCGCCCAGCGCGGCGGCAAGGAGCUUGGCCUUCGCGACUCAGACAUGGACUACAUCCAGACUGAUGCUAUCAUUAAUUAUGGAAAUUCAGGAGGACCGCUUGUGAACCUGGAUGGAGAGGUCAUAGGGAUUAAUACUCUGAAGGUGACUGCCGGGAUCUCCUUCGCCAUUCCUUCUGACAAGAUCCGCCAGUUCCUUACCGAAUCUCAUACUCGACAGGCCAAAGGAAAAACCAACACGAAAAAGAAGUAUAUUGGCGUGAGAAUGAUGAGCCUCACCCCAACUCUUGCUAAGGAGCUGAAAGGAAGGAUAGCCGAUUUCCCAGACAUCACCUCUGGAGCCUACGUCAUUGAGGUCAUUCCCAGAACCCCAGCAGAAGCCGGAGGUCUGAAGGAAAACGACGUCAUCAUCAGCAUUAACGGCCAGCGAAUCACGUCAGCCAGUGACGUCAGCGCCACCAUCAAAAAAGACAACACCCUCCGCUUGGUGGUUCGGCGAGGAAACGAGGAUGUCAUCCUCACCAUCGUGCCUGAAGAGAUUGUACCUUGACCUCUCCUCACGUCACGUCACGUCACGUCACGACUCCCCGCUCUACUUUGAGCUGGUUCUUAGCUAUAAAACGAAAGAACACAGACAUUUCAUGGAGUGUGUAUCUGGAGCCAUGCUCAUUUUGUUUUAGUCAUUUUUUUAAAAUCUUUUUUUCUGUGUAAAUCCCACGGUAUUUAAACUUCUGACAUCAGUACGCUGACAUGUUUACUCUUUUUUUUGUGUGUGUGUCUUGCUUCAAAAUCAUCAAAUCUGCAGUCUGCUAUUUCUCAGUUUUUCUUAUGAUUAUAAAAAAAAAAUCGUAUCAAUUUAAAGAAAGUCUGUUUUUUAAAGCGAUAAACUCUUGGCUGUGGGUUAUUUUUGUGUACAUCAGCGGAAUUGUUUCAUUUAUUAUUAUUAUUAUUAUUAUUAUUAUUAUUAUUUUUGUGUGUGUUCAUACUCCUGUAUUACAUUUUCACAUGUGAGAAACAGAAUAAUAGUAAUAAUAAUAAUAACAGGAUGAUGCUGGGAGUCUUACACUACCGUUCAAAAGUUUGGGGUCACCCAGACAAUUUUGUGUUUUCCAUGAAAAGUCACACUUUUAUUUACCACCAUAAGUUGUAAAAUGAAUAGAAAAUAUAGUCGAGACAUUUUUCUGGCCAUUUUGAGCAUUUAAUCGACCCCACAAAUGUGAUGCUCCAGAAACUCAAUCUGCUCAAAGGAAGGUCAGUUUUAUAGCUUCUCUAAAGAGCUCAACUGUUUUCAGCUGUGCUAACAUGCUUGUACAAGGGUUUUCUAAUCAUCCAUUAGCCUUCUGAGGCAAUGAGCAAACACAUUGUACCAUUAGAACACUGGAGUGAGAGUUGCUGGAAAUGGGCCUCUAUACACCUAUGGAGAUAUUGCACCAAAAACCACACAUUUGCAGCUAGAAUAGUCAUUUACCACAUUAGCAAUGUAUAGAGUGGAUUUCUGAUUAGUUUAAAGCGAUCUUCAUUGAAAAGAACAGUGCUUUUCUUUCAAAAAUAAGGACAUUUCAAAGUGACCCCAAACUUUUGAACGGUAGUGUAUAUCGCACUUGUAUCACAAUAUGUAAAGCUGCUUCAUUUCUGAGUAUUUAAACAUUCAACGAAUUAACCGAACUCUCACACGGAGCGUCUCCGAGUAAGCCAGCACAAACUGUUGGUGGAGUUUGGUGUCGAUCCAUCAGAAACGCACACUCGUGAUGUUAUUGAUUCGAUAUUCAUGUUAAUUCAGGCUUUAUAAACAGAAUUCAUCAGGGUGACAACAGGGUGUUAAUGUAUGUGUGAACUUGUACAAAGCUGCAGAGUUGAUCUCUCAGCAGACUAACAGGAAAUAUGAACAAUAAAACUGUCUGGGUCUUGGA
This is a messenger RNA of Neoarius graeffei (lesser salmon catfish), 2875 nucleotides long. RefSeq names its product HtrA serine peptidase 1b (gene htra1b). Lineage: Eukaryota; Metazoa; Chordata; Actinopteri; Siluriformes; Ariidae. The transcript is spliced from 9 exons. The record is from RefSeq and is a predicted model, not a curated record. Gene Ontology annotation, molecular function: protein binding; serine-type endopeptidase activity. Bases 94 to 1515 code for a protein of 473 amino acids. Gene Ontology annotation, cellular component: extracellular region. Gene Ontology annotation, biological process: proteolysis; programmed cell death; positive regulation of apoptotic process.